AUGCCCGAUUUCAAGGAAAUUGCAAAACACGGUUGGCACCCGGACAAAGGAGCCGUCUUCGGCCGCAAGUCCAACACGCAGAGCAACGCAGACCGAGACGUCACGCCCAUCUCACACCUCAGGGACCCGGCAUCCUUCGCUCCUCCGCCGAAGCGGACCGGCGCCGGCGUCCUGCCGCCCCCGGGAGUUGGCGCGACAUCCGCAAGGCCGGCAUCUUCGUCGCCGGCCCAGCAGUAUGGCUAUGCAGACCAGCAACAGGCGGUAGACGAGCCUCCAGCACCACCCAGGCCCUACCGUGUCGAUACCAGCGGCUUGUCUACAGCUCACCUUCCUCCGCCGCCAGGACGGAGAGACGGCGCCGAUGGCAGGGAUCCAACUGCCAGCCCUCCACCGCCACCUUAUUCGGCUACCGCAAGGCCACCGCCCCCCAGCCUGCCCCCACGGCUGCCUCCCCGGAACAGCAAUGCAUCCCCAGGACCCUCUCCCGCCGCCUCAUCCGGGCUGCCAGCCCCGGCGCCGCCCAGCCGACAGCCCGGCUUCCUGAAUCAAGGUGCCGUCGACCGGUUGGGCGCCUCAGGCGUGUCGGUACCAGGAUUUGGCAUCGGCGGUGGGAACAGACAGGUUUUGCCGCCGCCGCCACCUUCCCGAUCUGGUGCAAGCAGUCCAGCCCCGCCGCCGGUGUCAGGAGGAUCCGGGGCGGUGAACGAGCUUCAGUCGCGGUUUUCCAAGUUCGGCGGCUUUGGCAAGAGCUCGACCCCGUCGCCUCCCCCGGCCCAGGCGGCAGCACCAUCCCAAGGGACGACAUGGGCACAGAAACAAGCGGCCCUGAAGACAAUGUCCGACUUCAAAAAGGACCCAAGCUCCGUCUCCUUCGCCGACGCCAAGUCGGCCGCCUCGACCGCCAACAACUUCCGGGAGAGGCACGGCGAACAGGUCGCCGCCGGGGCUCAGAAGGCGAACAGUCUGAACCAGAAGUACGGGCUGGCGGACAAGGUCGGCGGGUACCUGGGCAACGCGAGCGGCGGCGCUGGCAGUGGCAGCGGGGCCGAGGCUGGCAGGACCCCUUCGCCCGCGCAGUCGCACCUCAGCACCAUCAGUAACGCGGCUGGGCUGUUGGGCAAGAAGAAGCCACCACCGCCUCCGCCUCCUAAGAAGAAGCCGGCGCUGGGCGGUAACCCUGUUGAUGCCGGGGAUGAGGACGCACCCCCUCCAGUGCCUGUGGCGACGCGGCCGUUCUAA
Messenger RNA from Diaporthe batatas, 1239 nucleotides. RefSeq lists its product as uncharacterized. The record is from RefSeq and is a predicted model, not a curated record. Bases 1 to 1239 code for a protein of 412 amino acids. The transcript is spliced from 2 exons. NCBI's taxonomy places the organism in Eukaryota, Fungi, Ascomycota, Sordariomycetes, Diaporthales, Diaporthaceae.